Molecule: messenger RNA, 15583 nt
Organism: Portunus trituberculatus (swimming crab)
Lineage: Eukaryota; Metazoa; Arthropoda; Malacostraca; Decapoda; Portunidae
Gene: Vps13
Product: vacuolar protein sorting-associated protein 13-like
Exons: 66
Coding region: 1-10092 (3363 amino acids)
Biological process (GO): protein targeting to vacuole; protein retention in Golgi apparatus
Cellular component (GO): extrinsic component of membrane
Source: RefSeq, a predicted model, not a curated record
AUGGAAGAAUUUGUUCACACCUCACUAAUUAUUUUUCCCAAGACCUCCAUCCAGUAUGACUCACAAACUCUGCAUGAUCUCCGCCCUCAGCUAUAUCCAGACUCAAGAGAUCAAUCAGCAAAUCAAGAUGGAUUCUUUGAAAAACUUUGCUCUCAGAUUAUACGCAACAUUCAAAUUUUCAUUAAAGACAUUCAUAUUAGAUAUGAGGAUGCCUUGAGCUGUCAGAAUUCUCAGUUUGCUGCGGGCAUCACACUCUCCAACCUAAGCAUUCAGAGCACAGGAGCAGACUGGAUUCCACGCUUGGAUACAAGUAAACUGGUGUACAAGCUGAACACUCUUGAUUACCUCGGCAUCUACUGGAAUGCAGAUACCAACUUGAUUGCACAGAAUGGCCAUGACAAAAAUGGAAUGAUCAAGUGCCUUAAAGAACUCAUAACCUCACAAGAGUAUAUACCUCAGGGGAUGAAUUACAUUAUUGGACCAAUCUGCUCAAAGGCCAAGCUACAGCUGAACCCCAAGCCAGAGCAGCCAGAUGAGGGUGGAAAGAUCUUUUCAAUUCCCUUUGCUUCCCUUGAUUUUGUUAUGGAUGAACUUGCUGUGGGAUUCUCACGUCGACAGUAUUCCGGGGUCAUGGCACUUCUUGACUCAUUUGACAGACUACAGUUAUCUUCCAAGUAUAGAAAAUACCGCCCACAAGUGAACAAGGUUACUGGAAAUGCAAAAGAUUGGUGGCACUAUGCUUACAACUGCCAGCUGGAGAUCAUCAGGCGUGUGCACCAAAACUGGUCUUGGGAGCACAUGAAGGAACACCGUGCCAGGUGCCAGAAGUACAAGGUUGCUUACAAGGCAAAGUUGGAGAAUAAGCUGAGUGGGAGUUUGUCCAAGGAUAUUGAAGAAUGUGAACGAGCUCUAGAUGUGAUCAAUAUCACUCUUAUCAGACGACAAACAGAGAUGGAGGUCCAGAGAGAAGGCCGCUUACGCAAGCAGGAGAAGCAGAAGCGAGGAUGGUUUAGUGGAUGGUUCUUUGGAGGCGGAGAAGAGAGUGACUCAGAGGACAAGGAUGAAGGAAACUUGGCAAUGAAACUGAAAUCAGCAAUGUCUGAUGAAGAGAAGCAGAAGCUGCAUGAAGCCAUAGGAUAUUCAGAGAGUGGCCCACCACCCAGCUAUCCAGAGAAAUUUGUUGAUAUUCUUCUAAAUUUCCUUUUGAAGCACUUGACUGUCACCAUCAGGGAUGAAGACACAGGUGGAGCAUGUGUCAUGCAGAUGAAGCUGGAUGAAGUCACAUCAGUUAUAGAGAACAGAUCGGGUGCCAACGCUCUCAGAGUUGUGGCAAGUGUGCAGAGCUUCAUUGUGGAAGGCUACGCUGUGGAGGGAUCUGUGCCGAGAUUGGUGUCAUCUGAGAUUGCAACAAGUGGUGCUCCUCUGCUUGCUGUCAUGUUUGAGACCAACCCGCUGGAUCAGAAGUGUGACCAGCGUGUGACAGUAACAGCACAGCCUCUGCAGAUCAUGUACCAUGCACAGACCAUCAUCCAGAUCAGUGAUGUCUUCGCUCCACCGAAAGAUGUGUCUCUGCAGCAACUUCAGGCAACAGCACUCAAUCAGCUGGAGGUGGUGAAGGAGAGGAGUGUGACAGGACUCCAGGCAGCCAUUGACAACCACAGCAUCCUUGACCUCAAUGUUUCCUUUGCUGCUUCCCACAUCAUUGUUCCUGAAAAUGGGUCAUACUCUGAAAACUGUUCAGCUGUGGUGGUGACCCUUGGUAGUGUGCAGAUGAAAAGUAAGCCAAGGGCUAAGAACUCCCCGGCCCUCACUGACCUGGUGUCGAGAGGCCAUUCCCAGGAGGAGGUCAUGGAUAUUGUCAGGUCAUCUUCAUAUGACCACUUUAUAAUAGAACUUACAGACAUUCAGGCUCUUGUAUCACUUACUGCGGAGGAUUGGAGGUCCACCCUGAGCAGUGGCAAGGCCUCUCCACUUCAUCUGCUGGAGCCCACCACACUGCAUGUGGACUUACUCAAGUGUCUCCUGACCAAUGACCCAAAUCUGGCCAAGGUCAAGAUAAACAUUUCUUUCCCCAGUGUGGUUUUGUCCAUUGCUGAUGAAAGGCUGCUGCAACUGGCCUACAUAAUUCACAGCAUUCCUAAAGGAGAAGGAGGCACUGAGCCAGAGGAAAUCACAGACUUUGACCAGAGUGACGACCUGAGUCAGAGCAUUGCCAAUGAGGAUGUUGCUCUGGUGCGUCUGGAGCAGGCCAAGCUUAGCUCAGGGAAGGAGCAGAAGGACACUCCACAGUUCACUAAUUUAGAACUUUGCUUCACUAUUGAGGAAAUCAGUCUUGAUCUGAAGAAGAAGCAUGGGACAGGUUACCAGUCCUUGAUGAGGGGAGCUGCCCUGUCGGCCAGCAUUGACCUCACCCACCGCACCUUCGACCUCUCAGUGUCCAUCAUCUUGGGAGGCAUCUUGGUUGAGAGUGGAAAUGACAGACUGCUGAGCACACCUCUUGCUGAAGGUGGAGACCAGGCCCUGAUGACUCUCAGAUUCAUUCAGGUUAACCGAAAGAGUCCAGAUUUCCAGACCAAGCAUGCCUCCACAAAGCAGCUGCUGUGUGUAGAAGUGACCCAUCUCAAGGCCCACCUGGAGCAGUCUGCCAUCCUCACCAUACUGGCCUUUGUGGAGCAGUUGACCUUCAAGCUUAACCAGUUGGCCCCACAGCAAUCCCAAGCCUUGCCAGCUCCAAUGACAGACCCAGAUGUUGAAACAAUCACUAGCAAGAAACAGCCAAAACACAAAACACUGAUCCCACAGAAAAGAAGUGUUCCAGACAUUAUUGCCUUGAAGAUCAUUGCCAAGCUGGGAAAUGUCAGUCUGGCCAUUGGGCUCAAGUCUCGACAAGUUGCAAAAGUGGAUGUCGCUGGUUUGAUAGUUAAUGUAACCAUGAAAGGCAAAGACACUUUCAUCACAUCACAGCUGAAGGACUUUACUGUGAUUGAUCCAAGUACAACAGCUUUGCAUCCCAAGAUAGUAGAAAUAGUUGAAGCUGAAGCAUGGGAUGCCCAGGUGCACCUGUAUGGUGAAGCCACCGAAGGGGAGCACUACCUGGACAUGGAGCGUGUGGACACCAGCAUCUCGCUCUCCUUCGGCUGUGCAAGAAUUGUUUUCCUAAAUAAGUUUGUCACAGAUGUGCUGAGCUGGAUUGACAAGUUUCAGGCAGCCAAGGCUGCUUUGGCAUCAGCAAGUGUGGCUGCAGCUGUGGCUGCCCAAGCAACUUUACAGGAAGCUUAUGACAAAUGUGCCCGCAUCAGUCUGUCCUUUACUCUCAAAGCUCCUUUGAUCCUUGUUCCCCAAGACUCCAACAGUCUGUCUGGUCUCUUGGUGGACUUGGGACAGAUCACAAUCAAGAACAAGUUUGAGCUUGGAAAAGAGCGCAAUGAACUGGGUUAUCCUGCCAUGUUUGAUAAGAUACAACUGGAACUAAAUAAUAUCAAAUUGUCAAGAGUUGAGUUGAGCACUGAGGGAACCGUAGAGAGGGAAAAUAACCUCCUGGAGCCUAUUUCUCUCACAUUAAACAUCUGCCGUAACCUCACAAUCUCCUGGCUGAAGCAACAGCCUGAGGUUGACAUUCAGGCUAAUCUCAAGCCCAUCAAGAUAUCCAUUAGUGAUGAAGACUUCCAGGUAACUUUGAGUGUAUUACAAGACAACCUGAAGGAAAAGAUGGACGUCUCAGCCCCUGAGGAACCCUUGCUUGCUGAUGCUGCCGAAAUGCCAAGGAAAUUCAAAACCAGCUCAAUUGAAAGCGCAAAAGAUAUUGACCGUGUCCUUGCUGAACAUGGCCACAUAUUUACCAAAGUGAAGUUUUCUUUCACCAUUGACACUGUCACUGUCGCCCUCCUAACUAAGAGCAGUAAACUUUCUUCAGUAUCCAGUGAUACGCUGAUGAGUGGAGCAGAAACCACAACAGCUGCUUCAGUCUCUCCAGGAGACCCCACAUCUACUAGUUCUGCUAAAAGUGCAGAGGAGGCCAUGGGCACUACAUCUCCAUGCACAUUUUCUUUGACUCCCGGGAGAUUGCAGGAAGCACACAGAGUGUUAUCAGACUUGGACUGUAGUGCAGAAAUUCCCAAAGAGGCCUUGGCUGAAAUAGCCCUUGAUGUUGUGACUCUGAAGGGAGAGAUGAUGUCUGAUGGAACUUUGGUGGCGAAUCUUGUUCUCUAUGACUGUAUUUUGCAGGACACAAGGCCAGAACAAAAGGGUGGCAUCAUCAAGCUGAUGGAGAGGAAGGAGCAGAGUGGAUCCCGUGGGAUGCUGGACCUCACUUACCAGCAGGGGAGCACCAGUGACAUGUUCAUUGAUUUACGGAUCUCUGGCUUUGUUUUGGUAUUGCACCUGCCAUAUUUGCUAAGAAUACAACGCUUCUUCACGGAUAACUUGCCCAAGCAACCUGAGGUGGCUCCACCGCAAUCCAAGACUAAAGAGAUUGUGAAAGCAAAGGCUGAGAAAGCUCCUGAGGACAGCAGUGCUAAGGGGAUGAUGACGGUGCGCAUCAAGGUGGAGCAGCCAGACAUCGCUCUGGUGGAGGAUGUGUCUUCUAUCAACACGUCCUGCAUCAUUCUCCAUGCCGAGGCUAACAGUGACAUCAAGAUGGCUCCUCAGAAUCAGAACAUCUCAGCCAGUGUUGCCAACAUCCAGAUGUACACCUGCUGCUUCAAUCCCCAAAGCAGACAGAGGACACUCUCACAGAUAUUGGAUCGAUGUGAUGUGACCCUUCGAUAUUCUGUCACGCCUACACAGGCUGAGAGUAUUGAUGUCAGGUUGAGUCAAGUAAACAUCCGUGUGUCUCCAGUAAGCAUAGAGCUCCUGAGCAGCAUUGCCACAACACUGGCCAGUGCAGAGAAGGCUGAUGUGGAGGGAACUGAGGAGAUCCAGGACUGGUCUGGCCUCUGGAAUGUUAGGCCAAUCACCAAAGGAGAUUUCUCAAUCCUAGAUGUUGAAGAAGGAGAAGAAGCCAUCAUGUCUGAGUCCUAUGAGGUAGCCAAGCCACAGCAGGUGUAUGCUGAGGGUGGAGGAGCUGAUGUAGUGCUGGAGUGUGUCUUGCUGACCCUAGAGACUGGAUCUGCUACUUCAACCAUCCCACUCAUCAAGCUGCAGACCAGCAUCCACACCUGUAUCACGGGCUUCCACGCCAAGAAGUUGACUAUCAAGGGAGAACUUUAUCUUGAGAUUGCCUCCUUCAACCCCCGCCUGGCUGUGUGGGAGCCACUGUUGGAGCCCGUGGAGCAGCCAGACAACUUUGGCCCCCCUGACCACAAGCCUUGGGCACUCAAGUUUGAGGUGAUUCAGGACCAGUCCAGUCCAGGAGACACCAAGAGCCCUUCCAUAGCAUCACCCAUGGGAUCACCUGAUGUGGAGGAAGUAGACUUUGAAGAGUGCCACUUUCCAGAUCCUGUUUGCACCAUCUCACUCACAGCUAAGGAUCCCAUGGAGCUGACUGUCACCAAGACCUUCAUGGAGGUGGUGUCCAUCCUGUCUGAGGCAUUCUCUGACGCCUAUGGGAGAAAGGUGAUGGACUCCAAAACACCGUGUGCACCUUACCGCAUUGCCAACUAUACAGGGAUGCAUAUCAGUGUGGAGGUGGCUCGGUCAGGCUUCAAGGUUGCCAGCGAGGGGGGAGAGAAUGUGGAGCAGGUGACAGUGGAGUCUGGUGCUCAAGUUGACCUGCAUGAGGUGAAGGUGGUGACCCCUAAGCACAAAAGAGUGGCAUCUCUAGUGACUGACUGCCAGAGCAUCCAGGACCGUAGGAUUGUACUCAAGAUACCUCGUUUGGACUGCAGUUGCUCUAUUCCAGUGGCUCGUGCUGAUAAAAGGUAUUUUGAAAUGGAGCACAAAAAUUCUGGCGAGAAAUGGGGAAUAGUGACGAGCAUUUCAAUGGAAAAUGGCUGCAAAGUCAUCACUCUCAGCUCCUGUGUGGAGGUCAUCAACCAUCUGGAUGUGCCAGUGGAAGUAUACUAUAUGACAGAGCGAGGCAAUGAGGUGGAGGCCGUGGUAAGUCUUGGCCAGAAGGAAAGCGCUCUGCUGCCGCUACAUGCCGCCUACAGUCCCACAGCAGAACUGUUCUUCUGUGUGGAAGGACACAAUGUGUGCAUCCUGCCGUUUGUGUGGAGAAUUCUGCAGAACAAUCCUGAUUAUGAGAUGAAGCUCAGCUGUCCACCCAAAGAUGUCAAGGAAAUCCAUGGCACUCCCUUCCUCAUGUUUGCAUCAGGUGAAGUGGAGCAGAUCCUGUGGGAGAACACCUCCCGCCGCACCAUGAAGAGCACCCUGUACAAGGUGCACCUUCAUCCCUGCCUGGUGCUGCACAACCUGCUGCCGGUGCCCAUCUCCCUGGAGCCACCUGGCACCAUGACCACCAGAGUCAUCAUGCCUGGGGCCUCACUCAACUUGACAAAAGCUCAGUUGGGCAGCAUGUAUUUAGAACUUAUGCUGAUGGAUUACCUGUCUCGUGACUGGGUAUGUGGCAAGCCCCUGGAGAGCAGUCCCCCUGAGCUCAGUGUGUGGACAUUCAAGUCUCGGGGAGACAUAAUGGGUGGCCCGCUGGACCUGGAUCUGGGAAUGUUGACAGUCAAGAACAAACAAAUGCUGUCUCUUAGUCUUUACUGUCCCUUUUGGAUGAUAAACAAGACCGGACUCAUGCUUACAUACAGGAAAUCUCGUAAAGUUGAGAGAUCGUCCUCAACAUCGUCUACAGACUCCCAGAGUAGUCCUGUCAAGCGCUGGGCAUCAACACUUUCUGUUACCUCCCUGUCACCCAGCACUAGUGGGCUGGGUGACACUCGGAACAACAUUGUAGUGCAUGAAGAAGUCAACAACGAGGCCAUUCUCUUCUCCUUCAAGUCAAAGGCAUUUUUUGGAAAGAAAAAGGCAACAGUUAAGGUGGAGGACAGUGACUGGUCUGACAAGUUCUCCCUAGAUGUUGUUGGGAGCUCCGGCUCGGUGCUGUGCAAGGCAUCUGACAGGAACUACCAGGUUGGUGUUGACAUUCAGCUGAGCAACUCUGGUCUCACCAAGAUAGUGGUGUUCUCACCCUUCUACUCCAUCCUCAACAAGGCUUCCUAUGAUAUUGAAGUUUCUGAGGUGGAUAUUCCUCAAGCAGAAUGGUUCACUGUCCUUGCUGGUGAAUGCAUUGGGUGGUGGCCAAUGGGUUCCAACAGGCAGGUGUACGUGCGGGUGAGAGGCACACCAGACACCACUGCUGCCUUCCCCUAUGACCGCCCACUCUCUACAGUCCUUGCAUUACCCAACAUGUAUGGUGGUAUACUAGGAGAAGUGAACAUGAAGGAGAGUGGAGUGGUGGUGCAGUUUGAUCAGUACUAUGAGGGAGCAGCUCCAGCACUCUUCAUCAACCACUUGAAGGAUACCACCAUCGCUCUGUGGCAACAGGGACACGAUGAAACUGUCAUUAUGCUGGAUCCCAUGAGUGUGGUGCAUUACACCUGGAAGGAGCCUGGAGGCACCCUGGCAGUGUGUGGCUCUCUUGGGGACAACAAAUCAGUCACCUUAACCUUGGAGAAGGAUGACCAGGGUGGGACAGCUGAUGGAUCUGUCUUCUGGGCUGUGUUCCUGCAGAAUCAGCAGAGAUGUGUACUAUUUAUUGAUGAUAUUAACAUCACCUCUGCUGCUCUGAAUGCUCCCAUGCUGGAACGAUUCCAGCAAGAAAUAACGCUCUCACUCAACAGCAUUGGACUUUCACUAGUGGAUGAUAAUGACAGGAAGGAGGUUGCCUAUAUCAGCCUUGCCAGCUCUGGAGUGGUGUGGGAACACUGUAAGGAGAAAGGCAGGAAACACAGGCCUUUCACUCAGUCACAAACAGAGCUGCUAGAAAAGUGUUAUCAGCUAUACCAAGCUCAAAUUAAAGCUUUGCCAGAUGCUUCAAGUGUUUGUAGCCACUUUGUGUGCACUCGCAAUCUGGAGGUGGACUUUGCCAAGAUGACGGUGUCAAAGCCAUUCAAAAGAAAAAUUAGACGAACCUUCCAGCCUGGUGUCUGGUUACAGUUCAGCCAGUCAACCCACCAACGUCGGAUCCACCUCAAGGUGAACAGUGUACAGGUGGACAACCAGGCAUGUGAUGUAAUGUUCCCUGUUGUCCUGGCACGAGUGCCCACCCCGCGCAGUGUACUUGCUGACACAGUUGCCAAACCAUUCUGUGAAGUCAGUGUUGCUCAGAAGAUGAUUUCACCAAUGCUGACGCAAUUCAGAUACCUGGCGUUCCUAAUUCAAGAAUUCCAUGUUAAGGUGGAGCUGCCUUUUGUCUAUGCUGUCAUGGAAGUCCUUCUCCCAAGCAGAGAAGUGUCUACAGAUCUAUAUUCUGUUGAAAAAUACGAAAAAGACGAAAAGAUAGUACAUGGAACUUUGACCUCGAUGGUGAAGAGCCAUGCCAGUGAAGGGAGAAAAGACUACUUUGACACACUGCACCUCUCACCAAUCAAGAUGCACCUGAGCUUCUCCCUAUCAGCAGCAGAUGCAGGAUCAGCAGCACCUGUGGGCAGCCAAGUGAUCCAUCUCUUCCUACAGAGUGUGGGGGUCACCCUAACAGAAGUUCAAGAUGUUGUCUUCAGACUUGCCUAUAUGGAGCGUCAGAACCAGUGGAUGAGCUGGAAUCAGUUGGUGCAGGAGAUGGUGGCUCACUACCAGGGCCAGGUGGUGAAGCAGCUGUAUGUGCUGGUUCUUGGUCUGGACGUUAUUGGUAAUCCAUUUGGCCUUGUGGUGGGACUGACCAAGGGUGUGGAGGAUCUCUUCUAUGAGCCCUUCCAGGGAGCAAUUGAAGGUCCAGGAGAGUUUGCUGAGGGUAUGAUGUACGGUGUGACCAGCUUUAUGGGCAAGACUGUUGGUGGGGCAGCUGGGGCAGUGUCUCGCAUCACAGGAACAAUUGGGAAAGGAGUAGCAGCAUUAACACUGGAUGAUGAAUACCAGAAGAGACGUAGAGAAGCCAUGCAUCGCAAACCCGCUGAUGGCAUAGAAACUUUGGCUAGAGGAGGAAAAGGCAUCGUUACUGGAGUGGUUGAUGGAGUGACUGGAGUUUUCAUGAAGCCAAUCGAUGGUGCCCGAGAAGAAGGUGUGGAGGGUUUCUUCAAGGGUAUGGGCAAGGGUGUGGUGGGACUGGUGACUCGCCCAGCCUCAGGAGUCAUUGAUUUUGCCAGUGGGUCCUUUGAUGCUGUCAUGAGAGCAACAGACUCAACUGAAGAGAUAGUACGGCAGCGACCUGCCAGAUUCAUUGCAGCAGACGGUGUGAUUCGUCCCUAUGUGCAGCACUUCGCUCAAGGUGCCAAGAUGUUGCAGGAACUUGAGAAAGGACGUUACUCCAAGACAGAUGUCUAUGUGGCACAUGCCAAUAUCACUUCCAGCAAGUCUGUGCUUUUGGCAACAAACAAAAGAGUGAUGCAGAUUUCCCGCAAUGACAUCCUGGGACAUCUCAAGGUUGAAUGGGUGCACAGCUUUGAUGAGAUGUCAGAGCCUCCCGUGCUCACUCCCAGUGGACUGCGUCUAACUGUCAAGCAGGAAAAGAAACGUGUUCUUGGUGUGUUUGGCAGCGGAAACAAUGCUAAAGUAGUGCCGAUAAGCUCUGAGCAACAAGCACACGUAAGUCAGCAACGUAUGCAAGUGCCUGCUGAUCAAAUGCAUGAAAAGGGUCCCAGUAGCACUUUGUUUGGCUCACCACAGCACGCUAGUAAACCUUCUAGACAAAACCCUACUCCUAAAAAAAGCCUCUUUGGCGUUGUUGGGUCAAUAGGACUUACUUUUGGCAAGAUUGGUAAAGACAUUACAGAAGGAGUGGCAAAAAGUGUCACUUCCAGACCAACAACCAGUAAUCAGAGUAGAGUGGGAAGUAACAUAGCAUCUGGUAACAUGAAUUAUAGCAGAAGUUCCAGACAGAGUUAUCGAGCAGCGAGCACACCAGUAGAACCCUCUAGCACCAGUACUGCAUGCUAUCCUAGCACCGUACAAAUGGAGCCUACCACAUUUUAUGUCCAGGUGCCACUUGAAGAUUCAACGAUGCAGUGGUUCCUGUCAUCACUGAGCAGCGCUUAUCUCAAGCAUGAGCAGUAGUCACCAACAGUGCUGAAGAAAGCUUUCAAGCCUACCAGGAUUACUAUGUUUUGUUUGAUACACUACUUGAAUUGAUUACAGUAAGUUAAUGCAAUGUAGACUUGAACUUAGCAUGCAGACACUCAUAUAUUUCCAGAUUGGGACCAUUGUUUUGUAUGUAUAUUUUGUACGAGGUAUCACCUUAUAUGUAUAGUAUUUGUUGAUUUUAUACCAAAGUUUUAUGUGAAAUAUACCUCACCUCAGCGGGAGAUGGGCACGGUCUUUCUUUGACGAGCUAUUGUUGAUGAUCUACUGUGAUGCACAUUGGGGAGAUGUACAAAUUUCUAGUUGAAGAAAGAGGAGAGAUGGAAACAAUAUUGGAUUACUAUUGAGAUCAGAGCUUUACUUCUUCUUUCAUGUGGUGUAAUUAUUUUGUUUGAUAUUUUCAUAAUGUACUGUAUGUCAUACAGUAAACUGAGGAGGUUCAGUGAUAAAUAUAAAAGAUUUUUUAUAGUAAAAGUACCUAGAUUUUCAUGCUAUUUUUUACUUAAAAGCUUUUAUGGAUAUAUGAUACAGAUAUAUGUACUUGUAAAUGUAUAUUGAUGUAUUGUUAGGAAGAAUUUUUUUUUAUCAGUAAAUCAUCAUAAUAGAAAAGAUCACAGAAGUGUUUCUAUAAAAUGUGAAUUCUAUGAUGUUAUGAGAGAAUUCUGAAAAGUCUGUCAUUAUAGGUUAUACCGUGUUAUCUUAAAACUUUGAUGGUUUUCAUACUUAACUAUUUAUCAGUUUAAUUAAUGGACAGUAUUUUCUUUAGAAUGUACAAAACUAUCAUAGAAAAAUUUUCCUUGCUUGCAAACUUAAUGCACACUAAAGUUUGAACUAUUUCAUUUAUCAGUAGCACAUCUGAUUUGGGUAUUCAUGAAUUUGGGGCGUUUGAGUAUGUACUUGAAAGCUGCGGUUCAUUUGUAAACUUGUAUUAUGCACAUCAUUGCCAGAAGCCUUCAUACCUGCCGUCCUUCAUAAGAUAUGAUGUAGUUAGAUGAAUAUUUGAAGACAUUUUUGGACAUUCUUGCUUUCCUAUUUCCAUGCAACCAGCAUACUAUGCUAUAACAGCUUGCCACAAACUGAUGUUCAUAUACAUUGUAUUGUAAGGCUUAUAUUUGAAGUACACUAAGCUUGGCUAGUUGCAUUAAGCAGUGGAAAGGAAAGUAGAAGACAUUUAUUCUCUUUCUAGUGUAUCUGAUGAUCUGCAUCAGUAGUGAUAACAGGAAUGCAGGACAUCAUUGUGUGAUGAUGAACUUGCAUCCUAAAACAACUGAGUGGUUGUCAGUUUGAAUUACCACCACGGGAAUUGCCUACAUGGUUCAUUUGGGAUGUUCAUAACUGUUGUCACUCUUGUUAUACAUACACCAAAAGCUUCUGGCUAUACAUAAUCUUGGAUGAUGAAGUAAAGGUCCUAUUUGUAAACCUGUCUGACAAAUGAAUGACAUAAAAGUAUGUGCAAAGAGUAUCCAAAACAGCUCAGGCUUCUUUGUUUACCAUUCAUAACAGACUUACAGUCAUAUUUUGUAUGAUUAGACAUUGUAAUUUUAGAUAUAUAACAAGUUAAGCCUACAUGGUGCAUGAGAAGGCAGUGGUAGUGAUGGGCAGCUGGCAAAAAUGUUAGCUGGGAAUUUGAGAUAUUUUGCUUCUUUUGCUGUUUUCAUAACUAAAGGAAAGUUUAUUGAAUAUAUAUUAGUUAACAGUGUAUUUGUAAGUAUGUAGUUUAUUUCCAAAUUAGUGUCUCAUAAGCUGAAGUGGUGCUUUUGUGGAGUAAACACAGUUACCAUUGAGCUGCAUGAAUCUUUUAGCAUUCAACUUUUGGAUAUUCAUAGUAAAUUUCUUUUUAGUUAGAAUAGCAUUGUGCUUGAUGAGUAAUUAUCACAGUGGCAUAUCAGUAUAAUUUGGAUUAUAGGAAAGUAAAUGUGCUUUACUUCAGGUCUUCCAUGUUUGGUUUUGCUUUUCUGAUUCCUUGCUUUUCUAUGAGUGUCUUCCAAGGGGAUGGCUAUAGGAGCAGAGCCAGCACCCCUUCCUAUCCACACACACUCUUCUUGCUUGUUUAAUCCCUCCUUUUCUAGUAACCUCUUAUUCACACCAUGAACUCUUUCAUCCUAUUCCUCCAUCUUUUAAGUGGCAUCCCAUUCUGUCAGAAUCCUUGAUGUCACUCAUGUUCACCUUUUUUGUCAUGCACUCCUCACUUUUCAUCUCUCAGUAUGGCCAAGUCACCUCAAUUCUGAACAGAUUUACUCUUUACACUGUCUGCUUGCAUCUUCCAUACAUGUAAAGUUGAUACUUAGUAUGAAUUGAUGUAAAAGUUUCUAAGUAAAUUGUAAAUAAAGAUUGUAUUAUUCAUGAGUGAUUGUGUUUUGUGAAUGUAAAUUUCUAAGAGCAAAAGUUAAUUUGGUGCAAGCAAUUCACCUCCCACAACAAGCCAAAUUUAUUUUUCCAUUAGACUUCCAUAAGCACCACAUUACUCCUGUUAAUGAGAGGGUAGACACGGUAAUGGGUCAUCACAAUAUGAUGCAACUACCUUACUGACUUUUUAUACAAACAAAACUGGUUCACUUGCCACCAAAGUCAGAGACUUAAGGCUCGUCUUCACUAAAUAAUGGUAGUAUAAAGUGCACGGUGGAGCUUAUACCACUGAUGACCACUAGGUAAUGCACCACAUACUACUCCACAAUUUCUUUCUAAAUGGCUCACCUUCUCUCUCCUCCAACUUCAUUCAAUUCACAUCUUUGUCUUACACCUGAGCUAGACACUCUCCUAACACUUCUUUUCCCUAUUGAGUCUUAACCCUUUCCCAUUCCCCUUCUUUUUCUUCACCAAUUGUGCCAUUUAAUCCUUGUAGUCUGGCAUAUACUUAUUCUUUAAUACAUUUCAACUAGCCAUUUCCAGAACAUUUUGAAUAUACUUAGAUAUGUAAAGUGAAAAGCCUUUCAUUCCCCCAGUAACCAUUACAGUCCCACUCUGCCCCACCCCAGUAAGUGCCUUGGAAGAUCAGUUGGUGCCAUUGAAGACUCAUGAUAUAGAGGCCAGUGAUAGGAAGGAAUCGUUAUAGGUUAUUUUAUUAAAGAUAAAGGAGAACUAAAUUUAAUCUCUAAUCUUAUUUCAUUAUGAUGGAAAGUUAUGUUUGGAAACAGAAAAGGAUGGUAUGUGUGUGGAAGACAACGCAUUGUGGUUGAGGGCACAUCCCUGUUCUUCAUCCUACCAACCAAAUGGACCAGAUAUUUUUGUGAUCCUCGGUUAACCACUUAAUUCAAAUAAUUGUAGCCACACAUUUGCUCAGUUAUCUGUAUGAUGACUUAAAUUAUGUCUAUACUUACUUAAAUAAGCAUGAAAACAUAUAUAUACUACUUAUAUAUACUUUGCUCAUAUUUAUCUAGAUAUAUUCGUGGUAUGAAAAAUACAAGUGUAUGAUAAAAUACUAUCAAAACAUGCUGAUAUUUUAUGUUUCUACAUUAAAUGCUAUUCAAUAUUCCUUGUCUUAAUGUUUCUUGCUUUGAAAAUACUACACUGUGAUCCAUACUUCACUUCAUAAGUUAUACUCAGCGAGGCAGAAUCAAUCCAUAGGUUACCAUGUAUUGCAUUAAUAAAGCACUGGUCGUCUUUCAAAGAAAAGCUGAUCAUAAGAAAAUCUGAACCAAAAAUAAUAUCAAAAUUUUCAGUGAAGAAUAAUAUUGUACAUAUUUUACUGGUGCAAAUUUUUACACUUGAAAAGGAAUCGGUUUUGAGCAGAAUGUUUAAUCUUAUUAUUUUAUUAUUUUUUUAUUUACCUUCUAAGGUACAAAAUUAAAAUUCACUUCAGAAUUUAUUCCAUUUUGUAUAAAUGAGGUAACUGUUUUUUUUAUGUAAUGGAUGUAAUGGAUUUGAUUGAGGCUGAGUGAUACUGAAGGAGAUUCUUGCAUGAGGCUAGUCAGCUUCUGUGGCAGGCUUCAUUACAUUCUGCAGUUUACAGUAAGUAGGCUGCUUGUGUGCUUAUUUAGUGCAUUGGGGUACAUCACAUCUAGCUGUGGAGUGGACCUAACAUGUCUAAGUGUGUCUUUUACUGAUGAAAGUCAUCAUAAUUGCUGUGGUACAGCACUAAUGCAUUAACUACCUUCUUAUGACAACACAAACCAUUUAGGAUUUUACCACGCAUGCCACAUUACAUUUCACCCUAUUUCAUAUCCUGUUCCUCACUGUCAUUAUUCUGUUUACCCAGUUUUUCCUAGGAACAAGUAUACUUAAUAGGUCUGGUCUUGUGCUGUAAUGCAGAGAGGUGUUCAAGCAAUGAUCUCCACAGUGUGUGAUGCUUGUGCAAAUCAUGAGGAUGCACAUGCCUUAUGUGAAACUUUGUAGGUAUGUGCAUCAAGCAGGUUAUACUUACUGAGCUUAUCUUUAUGCAGUUACCAAAGAUGGUUUAGCAACAAGGAAUAGGAUAGCCAGUGCUCUCUUUUUAUAAUGCAAGAUUUCUGAAGUGAAUGCUUGGUGUUUGUUAACUCUAUUAUAUUCCUAGAUUCUCAGCUUUAUGUAGAAUACUGGAAUUUUGUUUGUAUAUUAUGAAUUAUAUGAAUUUACCUUUUGAAGCACAUUUAUAUUUAUAUUCAUAAGAAACUGAUGAUAUAUUAACCAAAGUCAGUUAUAAAGUAAAUGAGUUCAAUGUGGUAUACUUGUUUCAAGUUUGAUUUCUUGAAUUAAUCCACUUGUACUGCACAGUCUUUUACUUUGUAUAUUUGAGGAAAACAGGAGAGUGUAUUCUGUACUUAAAUAUUUUCUUAUUCAGGUGUAGCCAUUAGCUUGUGAUUGUGAGCACCAAGGACUGUGGAUCUCAUAGUGAAGGUGUGAGGUGCAUCAGGCUGUGGCUUUUUGAGCGGCACAUUUAUCACUGCUCUACAGUUCAGUAUUGCAGCCUUGGAUGUAUCCUGUGAUGUCUGUACAUUCAUCAAACUGUUCAGAGGAAGCCCAAUCUAUCAAGUUUCACACCAAUGCUUUAGUCUUGCAUGAUCACUGAAGCCCCUUAAAUUUUUGGGUAGAUCUUCCCACAACUAUUACAAAAAUGGUCAUUUGGUAAUUCAUUUACAGAAAUUACUAAGAAUCCAAGACUGUAUUUUACAAACAAAAGUUAUGCUAUUGUGGACACAAAAAACUCAUUUAAUGGUACUUGAGUGAUAAUGAUGAUGAUGAUGAUGAAUGCUACAUUCUGCCUCCACCGUGUUAGUGAGUUACGAAACCAUUUCUUAUUGAAGAUCUUGAAUCACACUUUUAUAAUUGCAUUCCCGAGACAUCUAAGGAAUUCAUGCCUAAGACCCUCCAAGGUCUUGCACUGCCCCAAACCUGUUGUGUAUUGACUGCAGACUUGUUGCUCACUGUCUAUUGUUUGUAUUAUCCUGAGGGUAAAAUAUACUAGUAUGCAUUAUAGAUGAAACAAAGUAUAGCCAAGCAUUGGCUUUUUCUACCUGUAAUUUGUUUAUGCCAUAUUAAAGAGCACGAGCUA